This is a messenger RNA of Entamoeba invadens IP1, 2028 nucleotides long. RefSeq names its product phosphoinositide 5-phosphatase, putative. Gene Ontology annotation, biological process: phosphatidylinositol dephosphorylation. NCBI's taxonomy places the organism in Eukaryota, Evosea, Mastigamoebida, Endamoebidae. Bases 1 to 2028 code for a protein of 675 amino acids. The record is from RefSeq and is a predicted model, not a curated record. The transcript has a single exon. Gene Ontology annotation, molecular function: inositol-polyphosphate 5-phosphatase activity; phosphatidylinositol-3,4,5-trisphosphate 5-phosphatase activity; phosphatidylinositol-4,5-bisphosphate 5-phosphatase activity.
AUGGCAUCUUCUGUACCUCCAUACGCUGAUCCUAUUAAUUUCAAAUUGCCGAUAAGUGAACACCAAGUACGUUACGAAGAACCGUACCAAAUCACAGAUGACGAUUAUACGCAGUUUUAUAAUAGCUCGGAUAAUUGGUUUACAGCAAAGAUGAGAGCUAGACUCAUUUCAUAUACCGAUAUAUUCCAAAUUAAAACCAAUUUCAUUACAUUUAACGUCGGAGAAACCGACCCAUCAAUUGCAGACGUUUCAUUAUUAUUCACAAGUCAGGCAGAGUUGUACGUGAUCACACUUGAGGAAAUUGACAUGACCCUUGGAGGUGUUCUGACAUCUGGGCAGACAGAACUUCUUAACACUUGGCAGGAAAAAUUCAUGUUUGCUGUUGGGAAGGAUUUCAAGUGUAUGUUCUCAACACAACACGGCGGUCUUGGGUUUUUCCUCUUUGCGUCAGAUGCCAUUUCGAACGAAGUUCAAGACAUUGUAUCGUCGUCUGUAUCACUUGGUAAAAUGGGAAUAGCGAAUAAGGGUGCGAUAGCUGUGUCAUGCCGAAUUGGUGUAUGUAGAGUGUUAUUUGUUGGAACGCACUUUUAUGCGAAUAUGGGACAACAAAAGUGCGACGAGUGUUAUAUCAACGCCAGAAACAUGUUUAAUUUGCCUAUUAAACCCGAGAACCACGACUAUGAGAUUUGGCUUGGCGAUAUGAAUUACAGACUCAAUGCAAACGAAGACGAAAUCCGCGCUGAGAUCAAUGGCGAUUAUCUGACAUUGUUGGAGUCUGACCAACUUAUUGAUUCUAUGGAGAAAGGAAGGGUGUUUGACGGUUUUAUUGAGCCGGCGAUCACAUUUCCACCGACUUACAGAAUAGCGAAAGGAACAAAGGAGUAUGACUGGAAAAGAAUGCCGGCGUGGUGCGACAGAGUUCUGUUUCGGAUACACAAUUUGUAUCAAUUGUCAUUGCACGUGUAUGAGAGAGUCGAUGUAUUGGUUUCGGACCACUUACCAGUGUUGUGUACGACAACAUUAAAACCAAGACGAGUGAACAAAGAAAAGAUUAAGAAGGCGUGCGACGAGGUGUUGAAAAUAUCCAACGUGAUAACAACAAAUUUGGUGCCGUGUUGCGAAAUAUCGAGUUUGAAAAUCCAAUGCGGCGUGGUACGACCGUUCCAACCAGUCAAGAGUGGAUUCAAAAUGACCAACACGGGGAGAAUCCCAGUCACAUUUAAGAUCAACUGCAUUUCAAUGAAAAAUGGGACGGAGGUUAAACCCGAGUGGCUCCGACUUUUGAUACCUAAAAAUCAAAUUCCAGUGAAAGGCGCUGUUGACAUUGGAACAUCGGUCAUUCUCAAUGCAGAGAGCGCAAAAUCUAUUAGAAAUAAAGACGAUAUCAUUCUUCAAGUUAGCAUCGAAGACGGCGCAAUCUUUUUCGUCGAACUGAUUUACCAAGUCGACAACACGUCGUUUGGACUGAGCCACAAAGAGCUUCUUGAACAUAAAAAGCCGUAUUUGGAAGUCCAAUCAUCGCAACAAAUUGUAGGGAAAACUGUUGCAAAGGAAAUAAUAUUGUUUUUAAACACACUUCUAUCGAGAAAGGCCGAAACACAAAUAUUCACAUCAAUUCCAACAAAUGAACAUGGCGAAAUUUAUCAAUCAAUCAUUUUGUCUGUUGACGCAAUGAAAGACUUGGGUGGGUAUGACACGUGCAGUCUUUCAGAAGCGUUUUUACUCUAUAUACGAGCUAUGGGAGGUAUCAUCCCAAUUGAGUUGGCGAAUGAGACUGAAAUUUUUGGUAUCAAAAAGUGUUGUUCGCCAGAAAACACCGCAUUGAUUAACGUGAUUUGUGCGUUGUGUAAAGAAAUAUCAGACAAUUCACUUCUUAAUUUGACGACAGAGGACUUGAUAUCUUGUUUUACACAAAAUAUGGUGUUUGUAAAAUUGGAGGUGUGGCAAUUUGUGAAUGUAACAAAGUUACUUUGUAGGUACACAGAAUCAGUUAAGCCGAUUGGAGAAUUAAUUGAAAGCAAUUUGUAA